Vitrella brassicaformis is the source of this 3299-nucleotide messenger RNA. The record is from the annotation of a GenBank genome assembly. NCBI's taxonomy places the organism in Eukaryota, Vitrellaceae.
AGUUGAGUCACUCAUGAAGUGCGGGCAUCUGACAGCCAUGGUGAGUGACACCAGACAGCUCGGCACCCGCCUCGCCCUGUGCGUCCUUGACCAUCACCAUCCACCCUGUCCUCUCAACCAAAGGCAGCUUCAUCUCAUCCUACACACACACACACACACACGUGCACAAAAGUUGUUGGCAGAGCUUUUCUAGUGUCGUCUCUCUCUCCCUCCCUCACCCGCAGCUGCUUCCCGAUCGCUUUAUCGAUAUGAGAGCUGAAGUGCGGCACAGGGGGGCGUGGUAUGCAGACGGGUCCAAACUCUGCACAGAGAGAGAGAGAGAGAGAGACACAUGCAGCCAGCAUACAUACAAAGAGGUGUGUGUGUGCGUUUGCCAUGGCACAGUCAGUCAGGGAGGCAGGCACCUUGUAAGCUGUAGCCAGCCUGUCCUCUCCCCCCGCCUCUUCAGGCUGCAUGACUCCGUGUUUUUUACGUCUCGUCUGUCUGUCUGUCUGUCUGUCCUACUUUGUUGUCUGCCGGUGGUUGUCUGGUUGUUGGGCGAGUCAGGUCAUGCAGGUGCAGGUGUGGUGGUGGUGUCAUUGGUGUUGUCAAGUUGCGCCAACAGGUAGCCAACUGAGGUAGGUAUACAAGCCGGACAAACACAAGUAAGGUGACGUGACCUGCAAUGCCAUGCGAUGCAAUGCAAUGCGGCAUUCAUUGAUGCGAUGCGAUGCGAUGAUGUAUGUCAGAGUACAUGUCCAUUCACGAUGGCCACGCAGCCCAAUAAGCAACAAGUUCAGCCACCCACCCCUCCUUCCCUCCAGGCACGCACGCAGGCAGGCAGGCAGGUCUAUAUCCCCCCUGUCUCCCUCUACCCUCACUCACUCACUCGCUCCCUCACCCGUGUCGGCUGAGGGCGCUGCAUUCGACCGCAGCCCACUGCUGACAUCGUCCUCCGCCGGUUCAGGGGCCUCCUCCUCUUCACCGCCUUUCUGCUCUUCGCCCUCAGACGUACCCUCAAGCUUGCCACCUUCCGCAGUGCCCUUCCGUGGCCUUUUCCUUUUGCCCUUCUUCUUAUUUUCCUGUGCGCCGGCAUCGUCCUGUGCGAUGAUGGCGGCGACCUUGGCCUCAGGAAGGGCGUUGACAUGCCCGCCUGGUGUGGCUGUGUUGGUGAGGCGGCUGGACAGGUGCAGCAAGGAGGGGUGGUGGCUAGACACCUCUUUUAUCGUGCCGCUGACAGGGGAGGGAGAGGACAUGCAAUGCCUCCGCGUGUUGUUGCUUUGCUUUGGUGUGUGCUCACUUGAGCUUCUCUUCGGUUGCACGGAGUCUGCUCGUGGCGUCUGGGGAACAGAGACACGCCGACGUACGAAAAGGCGAGGGGCCAACCAAAUUUGGUCACAAGACUGGCCUGCCUACCCACCAGCGACGGUUUGUUGAUAGUUGGCGGUCUCCCCCCGCUCUCCCGUGUGGUUGUCGUCAUGUGUAAUGGGAGCAGGAGCCGCUGCCUCGGGCCCUGCCCUGUCUCGUCUUCCGUGUCAUUUCCCAAAGCAGCUGUGGUUGGCUCCUCCGCUGUUGCACGAAAUGCCGUUACAUCCACAUCCACGUCAUGCUGUGUUGUCUCCUUCACCACGACAUCCGUCACAUUGACGAGUGUCUCGUUAGAGGCGACAGCCAGCUCAGGCUGGCUCCCACUCUCGUCAGCAGUAGCCGUGGUGGCGUUCUCGGCCACCGCAUGGUCAGUGAGCUCCCCCUCCUCUGUUUUGGUUGCAUUGGCGGCUUCGCCUUCGACAGUGAGCUGCGUUGUGUUGUCAGCUGUCUCCUGUGCGACGGUAUCGUUGGUGGUGAGCCCUGCCUCGCCCUUCAACGUACUUGCGGCUGUAACAAUGGCUUCCUCCGUCACGUUGGCUGCUGCCGCGAUGGUGUCUUGAGUCUCUAGCUCCUCCUUGGCCGUCGCGUUGACACUCAGGGGGGCCUCCGCUGUCUCGUUCAACGUGACGUUGGUGCCAUAAUCCUCCCUGACCGUUGUGGCGGUGGCCCCCUGGGCCUCAGUCUCGGUUGCAUUCACCUGCGAUGUGAGAUCCUCGGUGACGGUCUCAUUGCCCGCGCUCCUCAACACAUCCUCAGAGAGAUCGUCUGUCUCGUUCUGAGCCACCUCGGCUUCAGCCUUGUGUGCUGCUGCUGCGGCGGCGGCGGCGGCGGCGGCGUGGCCAUAUUCCUCCUCUUCCCCCUCUUUGCCGAAUGUGGUAUUGAGGCCGACAGUAGCAUUCACAAGCUCUUGUGCGGUCUCGUUGACGAGGCCGCACGACUCUUCUGUUGCGUUGAGGGUUGCCAUCUCCUCUAUGCGACGCUCCUCGGCGGCCGUGGCCUCUUUUCUCGCCGCCUCUUCAGCCUUGGUGGCAUUUGCCGCAGCCGCUGCGUCUGCCUCUGUGCUUGCCGUGACAUUUGCGAGGUCCGCCUCCCGUGCCGCUGUCUCCUCUUCUGUGUGUUGUGCCUUGCGGGCUUUUGGAACCUCACCUUUCGAUUUGGACUCAGCCUCUUCCCAUAGUGCGCUCAUCGAGCCCCCUGCAGCCAUUAAUGAAAACAAUGCAUUCGUGCAGCAAGCGCCCUCCCUGGCUCCGCUGUGUGUUUUGUGUGGGCUCACCGCACGGGCGGACCUCCUUCGCAAAGCAGAAUGCGGGCGGGGCGUUGAGCGUCGACCUCUCAGCAGCCGCUGCGGCCUCGCGCAGUUGUGCCUGCACCUGGGCCAGAGCGUCACCUGUCGUCGGGUGCUCGCCAUAUCCGAGAGCCAUCUCACUGCAGCUCAACAGGGCAAACGUCGAGUUGCCACCCAUCCCCCUCUUGGCCGACACGUGGCUGCGGCACUCCCUCAGCUGCUCGGCACACUCCACCGUGGACUCCGAUGCCACACAGACGUGUUGCUGCGAUGUCGGCUUCUCGUCGCUUCGCCUGCCCCAGCAGAGCACAUCGCCGCCUUUGGAGCAGCCGAGGGGCGAGUAGGCAGUGAGCGGACCGUCGUGGUAGGCAGUGCAAGUGAGAGUCAGGCCGCCGGGCAGUCUGCACUCCUCCGCAACGGGCAGAAAGACCCAGACGAGUGUAUCUGCAUUGCAAAUCAUCCAGUUUGUAAGGGCCCUUGCGGUUCCCCAGCUGUGCAUGAAUGUCUGCAUCAGCCCGCUGUCCUCCCCUCUGUAUCCCGUCACUCGCCUGCAGUGUUCUGUGGCGGAGGCCCCUGGCCGCCUCGUGCGAUAAGGCCGACCCGAAAACACCGACCAACAGAGGUAUCCACGGCCACUGCCUCAUCGUUAGAAUGAGUGAUGGACGAG